AUGUUGAUUUAUAUCAAACAGGACAAAGCAUCUGAGCACAAUGAGAUCGAGCCCCUGGGUAACACAGAAACGGACUCUUUAAUUGCCCCUAAACCAGUUCCCCGGGAUGGGAUCAAGAGGUUGCUCGGUGCCCUGAGCGCUAGGAGAAGGGGGUUGUCUCAGGGCCCUUACUUCAACGUAUAUGGAGAAAAAGGAGGUGUGGAGCACCGUGGGUCUAGCCCGUUCCCCGAAGGUCCGAGCGACUACGUCUUCAGUCAUCUUCCGCUACACUCCCAGCAACAGAUCCGAGCCCCCAUCCCCAUGAUGCCUAUCGGGGGUAUCCAGAUGGUCCAUUCAGUACCGGUGGCCCUUUCAGGUUUACAUUCUCCGUCCGCUCUGGCCCUGCAGCGGGAAGGCUCUGAGGAGAAGCAAAGAGGAACUGGGGAAAUCCUUACAAAAGAGUCGUAUAGUAUUUCUAAGCCCCACGAGAAACGUACCUCUCCGCACAGCUUACACCCCAGCGCUCCCUCCAGCGCGCCCUCCUCUCCCUUGCUGUUGCUGGCGCAGAGCACGUCGGAGGACAGUGUCAUAGCUACCGAGAGGGAGCAGGAGGAGAACAUCCAGACUUGUACAAAAGCCAUAGCCUCUCUGCGAAUCGCCACAGAAGAAGCCGUUCUGCACGGGGCUGAGCAGCUGCAGAGGCCUUCUGAGCCUCCCCAGAAACCUUUAGAAAGUGCACAUUUUAGCAUUAAACACUUUAGUGGAUCUGAGCCGGGCCAGACCUGUGCCUCAGCCACCCAUCCUGACUUGCACGGUGGUGAACAGGACAGUUUUGGUACGUCCCAGACUGCGUUAGCCCAGCCCAGCUUUUACAGCCAGAGCUUUGUGGACGUCCGGCCCUUGGGCUUUCACAGCAGGAGCGACCCCCCCUCAAGCACACACGAAAGAAAGGAUCCGUCGUCUGAGAAGAGCAAGCCCCAUUGAUCUGAGAUGCAUGGAGACUU
Cariama cristata (Red-legged seriema) is the source of this 983-nucleotide messenger RNA. RefSeq names its product transcription factor HIVEP2-like. NCBI's taxonomy places the organism in Eukaryota, Metazoa, Chordata, Aves, Cariamiformes, Cariamidae. The coding region runs from base 1 to 963 and encodes 320 amino acids. The transcript has 2 exons. Gene Ontology annotation, molecular function: DNA-binding transcription factor activity, RNA polymerase II-specific; RNA polymerase II cis-regulatory region sequence-specific DNA binding. Gene Ontology annotation, cellular component: nucleus. Gene Ontology annotation, biological process: regulation of transcription by RNA polymerase II. The record is from RefSeq and is a predicted model, not a curated record.